GACUGAUAUUCUCACUGUGUGCGUUGUAAAACUAAGUUUUUGUUUCCGUUGUUUUCUUUUUUGUAUGUUUAAUAAUAUGUUGUCUUUUUAUUUCCAUUCUUGUAGUAACUCUCCACGCGACUGUGACUAGUGGUGAGUUAGAAUAGCCGAGAUAUUCUUGUAUAUUUUUUUUGAUAUUAUUUGGUUGUUGUUUUGUUUUUGUAUUUUAUUUUUUGACUAUUUUAAUUUUGUUUUGUGAACUCUAUGAGUUGUAUCAGUUUAGAUGAUAGUUUCUUUUCAUACACCUCAUCAUCUGAUAGGUUCCUGACCACUGACCUCUAUAUUUCCUGACCCUUGGCAAUCGGUCAUUAAAUUCCCAAAAAAAAAAAAACUGAGUAGUCUGUGGCACAGAGUACUUUUUGUAUUAUGGCGGUAGUCUAGUCUGUGUAUUUAUUUAUUUCUACCGGCUAUUUGAGCUAUUUCCCAAGUAAUUACUGUACUUUGUGUUUCCCAUAACGUAUCCUAUAUCCGGAAAAAUCUGUUUAGGAAGGGCCUAAAAAAACACGAUCGUAGAUUAUUUUGGUACAUUAACAGCGAGACUUCAACUGUUGACUCUAAUUUGUAAGUUUGAAUACGAUGGAUGACGAAUUGAAAGAGUUGAAGUCGUUGUUGCGGUCGCUGGUGGUGUCGAGCCGGACUCAGAUGGACGUCCGCACCUUGAUGCGCGACUACCGGAACAUGGUGGGCUCGCCCAUGCCGCUCGCCAAGUAUGGCCACACAGACCCCGUGGCUUUCCUGAAAGAGCACUUCGAUGAUUGUUUCGAGAUGACGGGGCCAUCGUCUAACCCAGUACUCACUCUGAUUGUACCAGGCUCAUUAAAACACAUCGAUCAGUUAAUACGGAGACAGAAAGCCUUACCUUCUACUGCUAAAUUCCACAGAAAUCCAAUGAUUCCAGAAUCUGCAGUGAAUAAACAAAAUCCCAUUUUAAAGACAUUUGUCAAAGACACACAAGCUGUCCUCAAAGAACCUGAACCAUCAGUGGUGGAACCUCCUGAUGUUGUUGCUGACGCCAGCCACAACAAACAGAAUGUUAUCAAUCAUCAAGUCACCAGUAUGGAUUUCAGGAACUCCCUCCAGAAACGCCUUGCACUUUACAGAAGACUACGUAACGUAGAAGAGCCUUCUGCAGAGAGAGAAGUAACAACAUCUCCGUGUCAAAAUGAUGAUUCAGGAAACCAGACAUCAUCCAGUAGCGGCGACACCAGGGUUCUAGAGCUAGAGGAGCUGAAGUCGGAGAUCAUGGAGCUGAUCAGAGCAGCUCCGUGCGGCUUGUGGUGCGCCGACCUGUUACGUCUCUACAGGAAUCGCUUCGACCGCGAAAUGAACUUCACACGGUUCGGAUACAUGAGCCUGAUCGAGGUGGUGUCCACGAUGGUGGCUCGCGUGGUGAUCAUGCGGCCCGAGGUCGACGGCGACUGGUACCUGCGGAAGCGUGGCUUCGGGCAGCUGCCGCCCCCGCUCCGCCCCGCCCGCGCCUCGCCGCCGCCGGACCCCGACGAUGCGCUGCCCGGCAUCGACUAUGACGCGGACGUGUUCCCGGCGGACUGCCUGCACUUCACGGAGAGCAUCCCGACGCAGUCGCUGAGCGACGUGCUCCCCGGCGCCAUGGUGGAGGUCACCGUGAGCGAGGUGUACUCGCCCUCGCACUUUUGGCUCUUCCGCCUCGGCAACCAGUACCACAUCGCCAUGGAUAACAUGAUGGACGCGAUGACGGAGUACUACAACGGGGAGGGCCGCUCGCGGUGGCUGGCGCGCGGCGCCGUGCGCGUGGGGCAAUACUGCAGCUCGCUGUACGAGGGUGACUGGCACCGCUCGCUCAUCGUCAAGAUCCUCGACAGCGACACCGUCAAGGUGCGGCACGUGGACUACGGCACGGUGGACAAGGUGGCGGUGAACGCGCUGCGGCCGCUGCGGCGCGAGUAUGCGCGGCUGCCGGCGCAGGCGGUGCGCGCGCGGCUGGCGGGGCUGCGCCCCUGCGCGGGCGGGCAGCGCUGGCCGCCCUCGGCCGCCGUCGCCUUCCUGCGCCUCGUGACGGACAGGCCGCUGGUCGCCAACAUCGUCGCCGUCGACAGAGAGGAGGACAUAAUCGAGACCCUGCUAAUCGAAACGUCGACUGCGGUGGACCGCAACCUGAGCGCCGAGCUGAUCCGCACCGGACACGCGGACAAGCGGCCCGACUCCGCGCUGCGGUCGGCGGAGAGCUACCUGAAGCCGAGCUUCGAGGCGCUGGAGACCGGCGCCACGCCCAACCUGGGGGAGAUACACGAGUACCUGCGCGACGGCAUCCUCCUCGAGUGCGUGGCCGCGUACCGGCAGCACGUGCUCGCCUGCGUGCCGGCCUCCGACUCCUCCGCCAGCGACCACCCGCCCGAUGCCUCCCUUCCUCCGCCUUCGUCGCCAACUGAGCUCUCCUCACCCCAGGUCACGUCUCAGAGACCUCUAUGUCCGCCGGCCGCACCGCCCGCCUUGUCGCCCAAACACUCAGGGCCCUCCGAGGCAAAGGCGCAAAGGCAGACAGAGUGCCGGCCGCGGUCAAUAGUACACCCGCAGCUGGCGGGCCCUCACACGACGCCCGGCAUGGUGUCGCCGGCCCAGCCGGGCCCAUACAUGCCGCGCGGCGUGGUGUCUCCGGCCCAGCGGGGCCCGUACUGGCCGCCCGGCGCGGUGGCGCCGGCCCAGCCGGGUCAGCGGGGCCCGUACGGGCCACCCGGCGCGGUGGCGCCGGCCCAGCCGGGCCCGUACAUGCCGCGCUGCAUGGUGUCGCCGGCCCAGCCGAGCCCGUACAGGCCGCCCGGCGUGGUGGCGCCGGCCCAGCCGAGCCCGUACGCGCUGCCCGGCGAGAUGGCGCCGGCCCAGCCGGACCCGUACGGGCCGCCCGGCGAGAUGGCGCCGGCACAGCCGGGCCCGUACUGGCCCCCUGGCGAGGUGGCGCCGGCCCAGCCGGGCCCGUACGGGCCGCCCGGCGAGAUGGCGCCGGCACAGCCGGGCCCGUACUGGCCCCCUGGCGAGGUGGCGCCGGCCCAGCCGGGCCCGUACGGGCCGCCCGGCGAGGUGGCGCCGGCCCAGCCGGGCCCGUACGGGCCGCCCGGCGAGGUGGCGCCGGCCCAGCCGGGCCCAUACGGGCCGCCCGGCGUGGUGACGCUGAGCCGGGCCGAGUGCGACAAGUACUUCAGGCUGCUGUAUGAGAACCCGAUGGCCGCGCACUGGUACAUGGUGCGCGUGCUUGACUUCGCAAUGCGCCGCUGUUCCCAUUCCCACCACCCAGGAUUUAAUAAUAAUAAUUAAAGGAGCAGGGCUUCAUCAGCUUCGUGAAGGACCCUCGCACGCUUGAGAUAACAGAUGUGAUGCUCAGCAUAGAAAGAUUUGGCACCGAUCACAAACCACAUGAACUAAGCGAAUAUGAUUUGUUUAAGUAGAUUUAGGAAUUGACGUUUUGAUUUGCUACAGCUAGGACUGCCACCUUUUUUUUGAACAUGGUUUUUUGAUUACAUUUAUGUUUUUUGAUAAAACUUAGGUGCUACAGUUGUAUACUUUAUGAUAAAUAGGAUACAUCUACCUCUAGUCGCAUGAGUGCGGCUGCACGUAGCUUUAGCCGGCUAGACCUACGUGUAGCCACUCUUCGGCCUUUAGCCACAUAAGGAUAAGGGAAGGUUCAUAUCUGACGGAACUUCGCGUCGCGUUAAAACACACAAAUAUGCGAUAAAGCAUUCGAUCAUUAAUCAACGAUUUCCCGAUGACGCUCGACGCAUUUACCGUCAGGUAUGAACCAAGGUUUAUCUGUUUAAGAGCGUGUACGCUCGGCGCGCGAUGUCAACUUUAGGUAAUUCAACGCAAAAAACCGCGCAGACUAGCGUCGCGGCUGUGUGCGUGCCUAUCAUACUUCACGUAUAGUCACACAAACCAUUUUGAUCCUUUCGAGUGAAAUUGGUAGAACAAAAAAUAUAUUAUUUAGUAAAUAGUUAAUAGCGGGAAAAUAGUGUAAGUCUAUGGAUGUCUAAAAUAUAAAAGCAUGAAAAUAAGUCGUUAAUACUUACACUCUUUUGCAAAAAAAUCGGGCACCUAUGAAAACCUUGGUUUUGAGCACUUUCUAUAUAUUACAUACAAUUUUCAACAGUACUAAAUAGUCGACUGAUGAUUAAUGACAAUGUUAAGAGUUUCUGUAUUUUAACCGAUUUCAAAAAAAGAAAGGAGGAGGUUUCAAUUAGAUUGUUUUGUGAUUGUUCUCGAUUUCUCAAAGACGCCUGGACCGAUUUGAAAAAUUGAUUGUUUAUAUGAAUGGUCCAGUCCAUCCAGACCGAAAAAUUGUGGUCAAAUAACAACAAUUGCCGGAAAGCCAAAUAUUGGUGAAGAGCUUGGGUUUACCAUUGCAAAUAAAGUUUUAAGUUAUCUAUCCUAUAUGCUUCAUAAGUUAUUCGAGAUCAAAAGUCAAAAUUUGGGUACAUCCAAAAUGAAAAAAAAAAAAUUAUAGCUCGAUUGGUAACAGACAUCUUCAAUAAGUGAUUUCUAGCCUAAGGAGUCCGCCAUAUUGGAUUUAGACUCGCGACACAUUUUUUUUCGAGUUAUUCAUAGCAAGCCCUUUCAUUUGAUAC
Messenger RNA from Helicoverpa armigera (cotton bollworm), 4631 nucleotides. RefSeq lists its product as uncharacterized. NCBI's taxonomy places the organism in Eukaryota, Metazoa, Arthropoda, Insecta, Lepidoptera, Noctuidae. The record is from RefSeq and is a predicted model, not a curated record. The transcript is spliced from 11 exons. The coding region runs from base 616 to 3327 and encodes 903 amino acids.